Molecule: messenger RNA, 788 nt
Organism: Tyto alba (common barn owl)
Lineage: Eukaryota; Metazoa; Chordata; Aves; Strigiformes; Tytonidae
Product: microtubule-associated proteins 1A/1B light chain 3C-like
Exons: 5
Coding region: 1-612 (203 amino acids)
Biological process (GO): cellular response to nitrogen starvation; autophagy of mitochondrion; macroautophagy
Cellular component (GO): autophagosome membrane; cytosol; autophagosome
Molecular function (GO): ubiquitin protein ligase binding
Source: RefSeq, a predicted model, not a curated record
AUGGAGCUGUGCCCGGGGCUCAGCAACGGGCACCUCAGAGGGUCCCUGGGCCUCGGUGGUGGCCCACGCAGGAGGGGCCCGUGCCACGCUGCUGCCCUGGCCGGGCCCCCCGCCGUGGAGAACCGGAGGGUUGGGGUCUUCCCCGGGGCCAGGCUGGUGCUGGGGGAGGGAACUGGUCUGGUUAAAUUGCUCGUAGCAUCCCCGGUUCCUGCCUGGGGGGCAGCUGGCAACAGGGAGUGGGGCACGACCCCGCAGAGAGCCACCAGGAUGCACGAAGUGACACAGAUCCGGCUUAAAUAUCCCAACAAGAUCCCGGUGAUUGUGGAGCGCUACCAGAAGGAGAGGACCUUGCCCCCCCUGACCAGGAGCAAGUUUUUGGUGUCCCAGGACCUGCCCCUGUCCCAGUUCGCUGUCACCCUGCGGACGCGGCUCUGCCUGGCCUCCUCCCAGACCUUCUACCUGCUGGUGAACAACCAAGGGCUGCCGAACAUGGCCAUCACCAUGCAGGAGCUCUAUCGGGACAACAGGGAUGAGGAUGGCUUCCUCUACCUGACCUACGCCUCGCAGGAGAUGUUCGGCUGCUCGUCCUCCGGCGAGCCGGUGGCUGCUUGACCCUCAAACCUCCUGCCCGCGCCGCGGCUUCUCGGCUCAGGGCUCCCAACGCCGCUGAGAUCGGGGACGUUCGCCUCCAAACUUCGCUUAAAAUCUGUGGGGAGGCCCAAACUGUGGCUGGACCAAACCUCGCCUUCCCUCCGGCUGCAGUUUGACAGGCUCAGCUUUGUAACGGC